Anneissia japonica is the source of this 3185-nucleotide messenger RNA. RefSeq lists its product as uncharacterized. NCBI's taxonomy places the organism in Eukaryota, Metazoa, Echinodermata, Crinoidea, Comatulida, Comatulidae. The transcript has 4 exons. The record is from RefSeq and is a predicted model, not a curated record. The coding region runs from base 93 to 686 and encodes 197 amino acids.
GUGACGACCAACCAUGCUUUAGUUGAAUUUACUCUUGAAGAUAACACAUUGUAAUAACAUUAAGACUACUCUGUGCCUAGAGUAGGCCUACAAUGACUACUUUGGCAGAAGUAAACAACGCGUUCAAAAUGACCACCACUAGUAUUCUGACGACUGUCAUUGUUACGGCUGUGCUAAGUCAAACAGCUAUGCUGUCAGCAGAGGAUAGCAAAGACUUGCAGGCAGGAGAUUGCAAAGAGCUAAACAUCUUCAACCCCAAUGAAAAUUACUCUGUUGAGGAAGGAGUGGUUCCUGAUUGCCUGAAAACUCCAGUAUGGGCUCAAAACGUUUUGCACUACUUUGAACAUUACAAACACAAAACAGACAAUAAGAAUAAUUCACGUGAAAUUAAAAAAGAAAAGAAGCACUUAAGAUUUGGCAUCAAUCAAUUGUUGAAGACGAUGAUGUAUUCUUUCAUUGAAUUGCCUCGUUCCCAUGAACUCAAUUGGACGAAGUUAAGUACUGAUAUCAUCAAUGCCUUCCACAUAUUUCCUCAACCAACGGAUCGUAAAUAUUCCGGUUUAGCUUGUCUUUUGAAUGAGGAAUGGAAAAUUAAAACAGAGAAACAACAGGAACAGAUAAUGUACAUCAUAGAUUGUAUACUCCGUUCGAACGCUUUGAGCUUCAUCUUAUGCGACAAAAUAUAGUAAACUAAGAGAUGUACAUUGAAUGAGAUAUCUUAAAUUCACAGUACGAUAUUGUAUAUAUAUAUAAGGAACUGAUAAUGUACAUUAUAGAUUGUAUACUCCGUUCGAACAUUUUGAGCUUCAACUUAUGCGACAAAAUAUAGUAAACUAAGAGAGAUGUUGUACAUUGAAUAAGAUAUCUUAAAUUCACAGUACGAUAUUAUAUUUAUAUAUAUAUAUAUAUAUAUUUUUUAUAUAUAUAUAUAUAUGUGUGUGUGUGUGUGUGUGUGUGUGGAUGGGUGUGGGUGUGUGUGACCUGCAAAAUUUGUUCAUCAAGUGUUUCAAGAAACAACCGAAAUAGAUUAUAAGAUACAAUCAAACCAACCAAUAAAAGCUUUAGUCGUUUAUUUUUCCUAUAAUUAGCUAUGUAGCUGCAGGAAAAAAAAUUGAACCUAAACUUAAACAAUUAAAUUCCAAUCAUUUGGAAAACUAGACAUUGACUUUAUCAGGAAAAAUGAUUCUAAUUAAAUCUUUUGGGCUCUAUCAAUUUAUUUAUUUGGCCUCUGUCAUUCACAUUCCAAUUACAUUAAAUAAUCAGAUUGAGAAAAUUGUUUACAAAUUUCUUGUGGAAAGGAGGCAAUGGUUUUAUUAAAAGAAAAGUGGUUAUUACCAACAUAAAGCAUGGAGGACUGAAAAUGGUCGAUAUCAAAUCUAUGUUUAAAGCACUAAAAAUUCAAUGGAUAGAACGCUCUCAAAAUAGUAAUGCUUCUUGGAAAUGUCAUUUAAUUAUUUUUUUUGGUCCCAUAUGGUGGAAGUAUAAUAUUUAAUUGUAAUAUGAAAGAAGAACAGGUGUUUGCAUGGAAGAGUGUUCCACAAUUGUAUAAAGAUGUGUUUGUAUCCUACUUUGAUCUCACUAGUCGUUUUGGAAAAGUUUUUAGCUAGCUUUCAAUACUUCAAAAAGUUGAAAGAAAUAUUGCCAUGGACAGAAAUACUAUAAGUUUACUGCUAAAUGGAGUAAAAUAGUUGAUUAUAUCUGAAUUGUCCUGGUGUUAAAUAUUAAAUUAUUGACUGGUAUAAAAAAUGAAAACAAAGAGGUAAUUGUAAAAUUUAGGUUUAAAAGAAUGUAAAUUUAUGUGGUUUGUUUUAAGUAAACAAAGUUUGUUUAAACUAUUUUGUAAAAUAUGGGGGAUGCAAGUAUCAGAGGUAUUUAAGUGAAUGAUAAAGAAAUCAAAAUUCAUACUAUAUGCAGAUGAUACAACAUGUACGCUAGAUAAGGAGCUAUUCUGGGCAUUACCUAUCAAAUUUUAAUGAAGUUAAUUUUUUAAUGUAAUUUGAAAGGAGAAUUAUAUGUUUGCAUGGAAGAAUGUUCCUCAAUUCCAUAUUAAGACGUGUUUAUGUCUUACUUUGGUUUCACUAAACUCUAUGAGGUUAAUUUUACCUCACAAUGUAUUUGGAAUAAUUUCAACAUUAGAAAUAAUGGUAAAUCCUGCCCUUAUUAUGUUUCACUAUUUAACAGAGGGAUAGAAUUGGUAAGUGAUCUUUUUAAUGAUAAUGGGCAAGUUUUUUCCUUUGACUUUUGGCUGGCCAGCGGCAUACCAAAGACUUUUUUUUUUUUUUAAUGGAGAAGUGUAAUUGCUGCAAUUCCACCCCCCUGGAGGAAGACAUUGAGUCAGGUUUUUAAUAGAAAGGAUUGUAAAAGAAAGGGUCUCCAAAUGUUUGAGGAGGAAAAGAAUGACAACAAAAGCAAUUUAACAAAUAUUAAUUAGUAGAUUUAUUGAACCACCUACCGCCUAAUUAAAAUAUAGUAGUGAAUUCAACAUAGGCCUAUUUGAAAAUGAAUGGAAUUAUAUCUAUACUUUACCCUUCAAGUGUUGUCAAGAUUAAACAAAUAUCCAGGUUUUUGAGUAUAAAAUCAACACAAAUUCCAUGACAAAUACAAGACUUUACCAUAUGAAAAUUUUGAAUAAUGUUUGUUCACUCUGUAAAAUGAACAGUGAAUCAAUGAUACAUCUUUUGUUUAACUGUGGUAGAGUAAAACCAAUUUUGACAAGGUUUCAUAUUUGGUGGAAUGAGGUAAUGCAACAAAAAAUAACUUUAGAUUACAAAUCGAUUAUUUUUGGGGUUAAUUUUCAUAAACCAGAUUUGUUGUUAAACCUAUGCAUUAUAAUUAUCAAAAAAUUAUUUUGGGAGUCGUUUUGGAAAGUUUUUAGCUAGCUUUCAAUACUUCAAAAUUUUACUUAAAUUUAAUUUCAAGUUGAAAGAAAUAUUGCCAUGGAGAGAAAUACUAUGAAUAAGUUUACUGCUAAAUGGAGUAAAAUAGUUGAUUUUAUCUGACUUGUCCUGGAGUUUAUUUAAUCAUUUACUGGUAUAAAAAAUGAAAACAAAGAGGUAAAUGUAAAAUUUAGGUUUAAAAGAAUGUUGUAAAUUUAUGUGGUUUGUUUUAAGUGUAUUUUGAAUAAUUGAUAUUUGUUGAUUCUGUAAGGUACAGUGAAAAAAAGACCUAUUUUGUAAAAUUUGGGA